UGCCUUUCAGUCUCGUCACCUGAGGGGUUCCUUCCUCAUUGUGAACAAUGAACCAUAACCGCUCUAGUACAGAUGAUGUAUUGAUUAUGUUACCAUGGUUACAUGAUGCGGCAAUGACAACUUAAGGACUGUGUCCUUCGAGGCCUGAUUAUGUGAUGUGAUAUAUACACGUCAGUUAUAUGUUGAGCAACUCCGGUAGACCUCGUAUCGCCUGGGGUACCUGCACGGGAAUACCUGUUAAAUAUACAGGUGUGCGUAUAUUCUCAUAGCUUGUUUUCAUCAGCGGACACGCCCAUGGGGGCUCUCAGAGACGCUGGGGAGAUCCUCCUUCCGCUAGUACUGACAGGAGUCAAAGAUCAACAUGGAGGCCACAGAGCAAGGUAAAACGGACGAAGAUAAAAAGAAAGGCUUGGAAAGGAAAUUUGUGGACAAUAUUACUAUCGAGAAGCUUGGACGGGUUCUUCCGCCACGAAACGGAAUCCGCGCCAGCGACAUGAAGGAGGACCCACGCGGAAACCGGUUCCCCAAAUACAGAGGCUACGUGCUUGCCAUAGCCGGGGCCAACUACACGGUGAUUGCGUGCGGGGUUGGCCAAGGUGAAGGUCAGGCGCUUCCACCACGUGACGUCACCUACAAACUAAACGACAAAAACAUCCUAGCGUCUCAUGGCUUCCACAAUGACGUCCUCAACUUCAACAAAGACCUUCGGAAUAAGAUGGAUGAGUGUGAGGCGACGUUGAAGAAGCAGAUGUCGACUCUGGGGACGGCGGGUAUCGUCAAGGCGUUGCUGUACAACCGGCGGUGUUACACGUACUUCAAGUGCAACAUCCUCGCGGGAGUAGACCAACACGAUGGCGGCUGUUUGUACGUGUUCGACCAACUGGGCGGCUUCAAGAGAGAGGCGUUCGGCGCCGGUGGGUCGUCCUCACUCAACAUGCACAGGCUGUUAGCCAGAAAGGUAAACUUAAAGAACCAGCGUUCCAUCCAUGUGUCCCAGGACGAAAACGAGGCUGCUGACCUUGUGACCUCCGUCUUCAGAGAGGCGGAGGAACAGAGAAUAUUCCGCGGCCAUGCUGUCGUCAUUUACACCAUCACCAAGACCGGCACUAUGGAGGAGUUCAGGCGGGUUAAGGACUAAGGAAGGGAAUAUCACACUCCACUCUUUUUUAUACUGUACAUCAUCAUAGCUUUAUUUACCAAUAUAUUAUUUUUAUACUUAUUUACCAAAACCGCAAUAUAAGUGUCUACAUGGUUGGAAGAAAGUGCCAGAAAGGCCUUGACCUAUAUUCAAUACCCCAACCCAAAUUAUUCCAAUCGCACAUAUACCAUAUACAUAUUCAAAAGACGACACCUUUGACUAAACAUGGCUAUUUUGGUCCUUCGCAAAUGUUGAGAAGUAUAAGUGUCUUGUGAUUAUAGCCAGGGACUUUUGUUUUGAUUUUCUUUAAUGGAUGACAGAGGCCAAUAGGAAAGGAAGGAAUGGGGAUCACUGUUUGAAACUGUAGUUGCAGUGGAUGGGUGUGUUCCAGUUGACACUAGACACAAGAUAUGUCUAAAAAUAUAGUAUAUGUGUUUGUUUUUGUUUUGUGGACACCAUGACAACCCAAUCCCCAACCCAAAGCUUGGACAGCCACGGAGAUCAGCCACAGACUGGAAACAGACUUCAUUAAGAUAAUGGACCAAAUGAAAGCCAUAUACUGUUACAAUAUAAUGUUGAUUUAAUAUUAAAAUAUUCUAAAGACUG
Haliotis rufescens (red abalone) is the source of this 1744-nucleotide messenger RNA. Its product is annotated as proteasome subunit beta type-1-like. The coding region runs from base 362 to 1138 and encodes 258 amino acids. NCBI's taxonomy places the organism in Eukaryota, Metazoa, Mollusca, Gastropoda, Lepetellida, Haliotidae. Gene Ontology annotation, cellular component: proteasome core complex. The transcript is spliced from 7 exons. The record is from RefSeq and is a predicted model, not a curated record.